AUGCCACCUACAGUCUACAUCAUCCGCACUGUCGUUCCACCCCCUAAAAAGCCCUCCUGCUGCCAGGGCGCAGCGCCCUCGGAACCCUCCGACUGGGCCUGCCGGCACCGGGCUGCCGGGGCAGGCUAUAAGAUCCCUGUUAUUGAGAACUUGGGUGCCACUCUGGACCAAUUUGAUGCAAUUGAUUUCUCCGACAAUGAGAUCCGUAAACUGGAUGGAUUCCCUCUAUUGAGAAGGCUGAAAACUCUUCUGAUGAAUAACAAUAGGAUUUGUCGGAUUGGUGAAAGCCUUGAACAGGCUCUGCCCAGCCUGACGGAGCUCAUUCUUACCAACAACAACAUUGCUGAAUUGGGUGAACUGGAUCCGUUAUCAACUAUUAAAUCAUUGACUUACCUGAGCAUUUUAAGGAAUCCUGUAACAAAUAAGAAGCAUUACAGAUUGUAUGUAAUCCACAAAGUUCCCCAGGUCAGAGUGCUGGAUUUUCAAAAAGUGAAACUCAAAGAGCGACAGGAGGCAGAGAAAAUGUUCAAGGGCAAACGGGGUGCACAGCUUGCAAAGGAUAUUGCCAGGAGAUCAAAAACCUUCAAUCCAGGUGCUGGUCUGCCAACUGACAAAAAGAAAGCUGGGCCCUCCCCAGGGGAUGUUGAGGCAAUUAAGACUGCUAUAGCAAAUGCCACGACUUUGGCUGAAGUGGAGCGACUGAAAGGCUUACUACAGGCUGGUCAGAUUCCUGGCAGAGAACGAAAAUCAGGCCCCUCGGAGGACGCUGAAGAAGAAAUGGAAGAAGACACGGUUCCCAACGGAUCUUAGGCGCAGGCCCUGCCCGAGCUCCAUCGCGUCUCCCCACCAGCCCCCUCCUGCCGACCCGCUCUUCUCCCUCCAGCGGGG
This is a messenger RNA of Haliaeetus leucocephalus (bald eagle), 888 nucleotides long. RefSeq names its product small nuclear ribonucleoprotein polypeptide A' (gene SNRPA1). The transcript has 10 exons. Gene Ontology annotation, cellular component: U2 snRNP. The record is from RefSeq and is a predicted model, not a curated record. Gene Ontology annotation, molecular function: protein binding; U2 snRNA binding. The coding region runs from base 1 to 810 and encodes 269 amino acids. Lineage: Eukaryota; Metazoa; Chordata; Aves; Accipitriformes; Accipitridae. Gene Ontology annotation, biological process: mRNA splicing, via spliceosome.